AAAGAGUCACAAUGACCUUGCACAAUAACAAUACAACUUCACCUUUGUUUCCAAACAUCAGCUCUUUCUGGAUACUGGGCUCCCCAGAUUCAGGGCUGCCCCCAGGAACAGGCACUCAUUCUGGCAGUCACAACAAUUCUCGAGCAGCUGGGAAUUUCUCUGUUCCAAAUGGCGCCAUCAGUGACCCUCUGGGAGGUCAUACCAUCUGGCAAGUGGUCUUCAUUGCAUUAUUAACAGGUAUCCUGGCCCUGGUGACCAUCAUUGGCAAUAUCUUAGUGAUAGUGGCAUUUAAGGUCAACAAGCAACUGAAGACAGUCAAUAACUACUUCCUCUUAAGCCUUGCCUGUGCUGAUCUGAUUAUUGGGGUCAUUUCAAUGAAUCUGUUUACUACCUACAUCAUCAUGAAUCGAUGGGCUUUAGGGAACUUGGCCUGUGACCUCUGGCUCUCCAUUGACUAUGUGGCUAGCAAUGCAUCAGUUAUGAAUCUUCUGGUGAUUAGCUUUGACAGGUACUUUUCCAUCACAAGGCCACUCACAUACAGGGCCAAACGAACAACAAAAAGAGCUGGUGUGAUGAUAGGUCUGGCUUGGGUCAUCUCCUUUGUCCUUUGGGCUCCUGCCAUCUUGUUCUGGCAGUACUUUGUUGGGAAGAGAACUGUGCCCCCAGGGGAGUGCUUCAUUCAGUUCCUUAGUGAGCCCACCAUUACUUUUGGCACAGCCAUUGCCGCCUUUUAUAUGCCUGUCACCAUUAUGACAAUUUUAUACUGGAGGAUCUAUAAGGAAACUGAAAAACGUACCAAAGAACUUGCCGGGCUACAAGCCUCUGGGACAGAAGCAGAGACAGAAAACUUUGUCCAACCCACGGGCAGUUCUCGAAGCUGCAGCAGCUAUGAGCUUCAACAGCAAAGCAUCAAACGCUCAGCCAGGAGAAAGUACAGUUGCUGCAACUUCUGGUUUCCAACCAAGAGCUGGAAGCCCAGUGCUGAGCACAUAGACCAAGACCACAGCAGCAGUGACAGCUGGAAUAACAAUGAUGCUGCUGCCUCCCUGGAAAACUCUGCAUCCUCUGAUGAGGAAGAUAUUGGCUCAGAGACAAGAGCCAUCUACUCCAUUGUGCUCAAGCUUCCAGGUCACAGCACCAUCCUCAACUCCACCAAAUUACCCUCAUCUGAUAACCUGCAGAUGCCCAAUGAAGAGCUGGGGACAGUGGACUUGGAGAGAAAGGCCAGCAAACUGCAGGCCCGGAGGAGCGUGGAUGAUGAAGGCAGUUUUCAAAAAAGCUUCUCCAAGCUCCCCAUCCAGUUAGAGUCAGCCGUGGACACAGCCAAGACCUCUGACAUCAACUCCUCAGUGGAUAAGACCACGGCCACUCUACCUCUAUCCUUCAAGGAAGCCACCCUGGCCAAGAGGUUUGCUCUGAAGACCAGAAGUCAGAUCACUAAGCGAAAACGGAUGUCACUGAUCAAGGAAAAGAAAGCAGCCCAGACCCUCAGCGCCAUCUUGCUUGCCUUCAUCAUCACCUGGACCCCCUACAAUAUUAUGGUUCUGGUGAACACCUUUUGUGACAGCUGUAUACCCAAAACCUAUUGGAAUCUGGGCUACUGGCUGUGCUACAUCAACAGCACCGUGAACCCCGUGUGCUAUGCCCUGUGUAACAAAACAUUCAGAACCACUUUCAAGAUGCUGCUGCUAUGCCAAUGUGACAAAAGGAAGAGGCGCAAGCAGCAGUACCAGCAAAGACAGUCAGUGAUUUUUCACAAGCGUGUGCCUGAGCAGGACUUGUAGAAUGAGGUCUUGUCAAUAUCAGUGACCAAAUGCACACAUCAACCCACAAACCUUAGCAGGGAGUCAGGAGGAAUGGGUGAUUUCUGGUGAUGAUAAAAAUGUUCCUAUCAGCCAGAUGUGAAAGAAGCUGCCUGUUUACUGAACCAUUGGAUAAACCCAUUUUAAUAUAAAAAGGCAAAUAGCAAUUUAGCAAUUCAGCAAAAAAACCCAUAUUACUGAAUAUAAAGAAAUUUAUUCUGAAAUAAACUUUAAGUGUUUUUUCUUAAAGAGGAAAAAUAUUUCAUAGCAAUUAUACACCUAAAUUGAUCUGUGUAGUUCUUUUAAUUUCCAUUAUUAAUUCAGAUAAGCAUAACUAGCUGCCCUAGAUGCCACGUUUUUUACAAGGAUCCCAAAAGUGCUGAUUCAGAUUUCUCUUCAGAACAGGUCAGAUUAGUGAAUUGGCAGUUCUGAAAUUAUUUCAUACAUUGCUAAGCUGAACGGUCUUGUCCCAAUAGAACUUUUCAUCUUCUCUUUGGCGUGUUGUUAUACUCUAUUUGCGGACUUGAUUCUUACUCCCUGCAAAGUACUGUUUGGUGCAGUCCAUUUUUUGUACAAAUAAAAAUAUAUAAGUAUAUGUGUGUGUGUGUGUGUGUGUGUGUGUGUGUGAGAGAGAGAG
Molecule: messenger RNA, 2439 nt
Organism: Artibeus jamaicensis (Jamaican fruit-eating bat)
Lineage: Eukaryota; Metazoa; Chordata; Mammalia; Chiroptera; Phyllostomidae
Gene: CHRM3
Product: cholinergic receptor muscarinic 3
Exons: 1
Coding region: 12-1784 (590 amino acids)
Biological process (GO): adenylate cyclase-inhibiting G protein-coupled acetylcholine receptor signaling pathway; positive regulation of smooth muscle contraction; chemical synaptic transmission
Cellular component (GO): synapse; dendrite; plasma membrane
Molecular function (GO): G protein-coupled acetylcholine receptor activity; G protein-coupled serotonin receptor activity
Source: RefSeq, a predicted model, not a curated record